Polychytrium aggregatum is the source of this 1281-nucleotide messenger RNA. RefSeq lists its product as uncharacterized. Gene Ontology annotation, cellular component: nucleus; cyclin-dependent protein kinase holoenzyme complex. The transcript has a single exon. The record is from RefSeq and is a predicted model, not a curated record. Gene Ontology annotation, biological process: regulation of cyclin-dependent protein serine/threonine kinase activity. Gene Ontology annotation, molecular function: cyclin-dependent protein serine/threonine kinase regulator activity; protein kinase binding. NCBI's taxonomy places the organism in Eukaryota, Fungi, Chytridiomycota, Chytridiomycetes, Polychytriales. The coding region runs from base 115 to 1071 and encodes 318 amino acids.
ACAACUGACAAUCUCCGUCUGCGAGUUCUUGUGCUUGGCGCAUGAACCCCAGUGCAUACCCACAUCCCCUCGUUGUAUACCUCUUGUCGCCGUCACCACCAAGUUAUUCCGGCCAUGGUCUAUGUCAGCUCUGGACACCGGCCUCACCAGCGACCCCAGGAUGCUGUCGAGCCCCUUGGCUACAGCCGCCAGCGCUUCCUGUAUAGAUCCUCGCAGGGAUGCGGCCUGAACCCCGGCUCCGAAAGCGAGGCUGCUCAAGCAUCCCUGCCGGCGAUGCAUGUCCCUGGCCCUGUGGUUGACUGGCAAAGCCGCUCGGACCAGGCGGCCUAUGUCCUCCAUCGCCUCGUCUAUGGUCCCGCAGAGACCUGGGUGGCCCACACCGGCAACUUCCGACGGGUUUCGAGCAAUAUUGCCCGUCUGCUGUCCCGAUACCACAAGAUACAGCCGCUCCUCAAGCCCGCGUUCUACUACGUCGACAAGUUCUGCGCCAUGGUCGGUUCCUUCCGGCAGAAGCGCCAGCAAGCUCCCAUGGCGUCGGCCGAGCCAGCCUCAGAGCCGCCGAUCAGUAUCAGCCAGAUGUUCUCGAUCUUCCGCGUGGCCCUGGUGCUGGCGCAAAAGUUCCACCACGACCAACGCUACUCCAACUCCUCCUGGGCGACCAUCUUUGGCAUCUCGAUGCAGUCGCUGAACCAGCUCGAGUGGGAGUUCCUCGAGGUCAUCGGCUACGAGCUCUUCAUCCCCGACGACCACUGGCAAGCCUUUGCGACAAGGAUCGGCAUCCUCGAGGCCGAGUUCUACUUCAGGACCUCGCGGGACCAGCCCCGUCCAACGGCACUACCGAUCCCGUCGCAUCGCUCGUCGUCGCUGGGUCUCCGCAUGCGCUCGCCUCCGGUCCAUGGCCGCCCAUCCUCGUUCUCGUACCCAUACCCAUCUCCAAGGGCAUCGCCAAAGACCCCGCCCCAUCGCAGCUCCUCGAACCCCUGGCACGACGGCAGGCCCUCCGUGCCGUGCGGGGUGCGAUGCCGAGAACCCCACGCCGGCAUCCCCAUUCCCGUUGGUCUCACGCUUUGAGCCCCUCGUCGGCCUUUCUUCUCAAUGCUCCCAAUCUUUCUAUUCCCUCGUUUGCCUGUCGUCCUGCUUGGACACUGCUCUGCGAGUCUGUCCGUCUCUGAUAGAGCGACGCUUGAUCGCGAGGGACGGCUGGCCGCUGCAGUUGCAUUCAGGCGGCGUUGCUCUUCUGCGUGUUGCAUACCAUCUUGGAUCGGACGGAGGAUCAUCGGC